This is a messenger RNA of Blumeria graminis f. sp. triticale, 2139 nucleotides long. Lineage: Eukaryota; Fungi; Ascomycota; Leotiomycetes; Helotiales; Erysiphaceae. The record is from the annotation of a GenBank genome assembly.
AUGGCCGCGCAAUCCAAGCUCGUUAUCUUCUCCUACCUUCGUCCCUCUCGCCAGAAGUUCAAGCUCCUCUUAUUCCGACUCAUCAUCUUUUACCUACGGUAUCGCACCAAAAUCUCUCGCCUUGUCUACUUGACUCUCUUCUUCGCCCUCCUCAAUCGAAUACGCGCUGCCAUCUCAGAGCAAAAGGCGGCAGCUCUUUCGCAGCUAUCACGAAAAUAUAAUUACAUUCCCUUGGGAAAUGGAGAUCCAGCCUCCCGAUCCAAGGUUGAGCUUAACCGCGAGUUCUUCCGCAAUUUAUACCGCCUUCUCAAAAUUUGUAUACCUGGAUGGCGUAGCAAAGAGAUGCGAUUAUUACUGAGUCAUAGUAUGUUCUUGGUAAUCAGAACCCUAAUUUCGCUCAAGGUUGCCGCCAUGGACGGUGCGCUUGUCAGUAGUCUUGUGAGAGGCAAGGGGCGAGAUUUCUUGAUCGGAAUCUUUUGGUGGAUGACCAUUGCUGUACCUGCCACAUUUACAAAUUCUAUGCUCUCAUACCAUCAAUGUCAACUCUCCCUGCGAUACCGAACACGCCUGACGAACCAUAUCCACAAUGAAUACCUGAGCAAUAUGACUUUCUACUCACUUAGUGCCCUAGACGAUCGAAUAAAGAAUGCAGAUCAAUUAAUCACAGUUGAUAUCAGCAAAUUUUCUAGCAGUCUCGCCCAACUGUACGGCAAUUUAGCCAAACCAACUUUAGAUAUGUUGAUCUACAACUAUUACCUGUCAAAAAGUGUUGGCGGAGAAGGAUUAUUCUUCAUGUCACUUCUCGUCCAAUUAUCGGCAAAUUUAAUGCGUGCGCUGACUCCGCCUUUCGGAAAAUUUGUAGCGGAUGAGGCGCGAUUAGAAGGUGAAUUUCGCUUUGAGCAUUCAAGAGUCAUAGACUACAGUGAAGAGAUUGCCCUAUACCAUGGUCAUGAGACGGAAAAAGACGCGUUGAAUAAAGGCUACUUUACAUUAAUCAAACACGUCAACUAUAUGCUCAGGCGGCGCCUAACGUUUGGAGUGGUUGAAGACUUUAUUAUCAAAUAUGUGUGGGGAGCAUUAGGCCUUCUGCUCUGCAGCGUGCCCGUUUUCUUUAGGAUUCCUGGAUCCAAAUCUCAAACUAUGGGAGAUAGAUCAGAAAGCUUUGUGACAAACCGUCGACUACUUCUCUCUAGCUCUGAUGCAUUUGGGCGCGUCAUGUUUUCCUACAAAGGUAUCACUGAGCUUGCUGGAUAUACUUCGCGCGUAGCUUCACUUAUUGAGGUAAUGUCUGAAAUAAAGGAGGAACGCUACCAAAAAACAUUGGUAUCUGAUUCCAGUGCUACCGACCUGGCGCAGAUGAUGAAGAAUAGGGGGACCGUAAUCGAAAGUGAUGAUAUUGAAUUUGUUGAUGUGCCAAUACUUACUCCUGGAGGCUCGGUGCUUGUGCCGGCUCUUUCAUUCUCCAUGAAGCCCGGUACACAUCUUUUGGUUCUUGGUCCUAAUGGUUGUGGCAAAUCAUCUCUCUUUCGUAUCCUUGGAGGUCUUUGGCCCGUCUACGGUGGUACGGUCCGCAAGCCCCCCCUAUCACAGGUCUUUUAUGUUCCUCAACGACCAUACCUCUCGGCUGGUUCCCUCCGCCAGCAAAUCAUUUAUCCAGAUUCGCUGCGCGACAUGCGUAGCAAGGGCGUUACGGAUAAUGACCUCUCGGAUAUUAUGAAAAUACUGGACCUCGAUCAUUUGGUUGCAAGUUUUCCCCAAGGCUGGGAUGCUGAGGCAGAAUGGCGAGAUGUGCUGAGUGGUGGUCUACAGCAGCGCGUGGCGAUGGCAAGACUCUUCUACAAUCGCCCCAAGUACGCAAUUCUUGACGAAUGUACAUCUUCGGUAACACUGGAGAUGGAAAAAGUCAUGUAUGAGCACGUCAAGCGAUUGGGGAUCACCCUAAUGACAGUAUCUCACCGUAGAAGCCUCUGGAAAUACCACAACAUGGUCCUACAGUUCAAUGGGCAGGGGAGUUAUGUCUUUACUCAUCUCGAUGCGGAGCGGCGACUAAAGCUUGAAGACGAGAAAGAGGAGCUCGAAAUGCAUCUACGCCAGGUUCCAGAGAUCGAACGGCGCAUUGCAGAACUUACUGCAAGCUAG